ACCAAUCGGGACCUAGCCGGCCCUCCAGGCCAUGGCGCCCUCGGGGCUCCUUGUGACUGGCGCCUCCUUCGCCGCGUUCCGGGGGCUGCACUGGGGGCUGCAGCUGCUGCCCACGCCGGGACCUGCUGCCCAGAACCGCUGGAAGUGGCGCAACAUCUGUGUCUCUCUGGUGCACAGCCUGCUCUCGGGGGCUGGGGCGCUGCUCGGGUUGUCGCUGUACCCUCAGAUGGCCGCCGACCCAAUUAAUGGCCACCCUCCCUGGGCCCUGGUGCUGGUGGCUGUGUCUGUGGGUUAUUUCCUGGCAGAUGGAGCUGACAUGCUGUGGAACCAGACCUUGGGCCAGGCCUGGGAACUUCUCUGUCACCAUUUGGUGGUAGUGAGCUGUCUCAGCAUCGCUGUUCUGUCUGGCCAGUUCGUGGGCUUCUCCGUGGUGUCUCUGCUGCUGGAGCUGAACUCUGCCUGUUUGCAUCUGCGGAAGCUGCUACUGCUUUCUCACCAGGCCCCAUCCCUGGCCUUCAGCGUGACAAGCUGGGCCACCCUGGCCACCCUGGCCCUCUUCCGCCUGGUACCACUGGGGUGGAUGAGUCUGUGGCUGUUCCGGGAGCACCAUCAGGUGCCUUUUUCUCUGGUUGUCCUUGGUGGAACUGGGCUGGUCAUUGUGGGUGUCAUGAGCAUCACACUGGGUAUCCGCAUUCUGGUCAAUGAUGUUCUGCACUGUCGGCCCCACUCACCCAUCCCUGGGCACAAGGAAACCAGGAGGACCAGGACAUGUUGUGAUGGUGAGCCUGUCACCAGGAACAAUUUCACUGUCAGCCUGAAAUACUAGAGAGAAACCACAGGCUCCUCUUCUGCUGGCCUUGUGGGAGAUGGGGCCAGAGCAAGGAGAUGGUGGUCUUCAGUGCACAUUAGGGUAUAGGAUGGACUGGAUUAUCAGUACCUCAGUUCCUCUUCCAGCUAACUCACAUCCCUCCCCCUUCCUAGGAUUUAAGAAGAAAUGCUGAUGUUGGUUGAUGGGUAAGAAAUCAGGUUACUAUUCACUGAAUUCCACCAUCAGAUGACCACCCUUUCCAGCAAACAAACUCAAGAAACUUUGUACAGGCAAAGCUAUUAAUAAAGAGUGGCAGGAGGAAUGAAGCUGGAAGAAACUGCCAAUGGGAACAGAAACCCUUUGCUUUAGCAGAGGGACAGAUGAGAGAAGGUGAAGUCCUACUAGAAUCAGAGAGAUGUGGUAUGGAGGAGGUGGGAUCAGAGGGAAGAGAGACCUCACCUAUGACCAAAUUCUGAUUCUGGCAGUGGGAAGAGGGCACAGAGGUGCAAUCUGUAACCAGUAGGGAUGGACAUGAUAGUUGCCAAGAGACAGAAUCUGGGCCACAGCAAUUGCUGCUGAUAUUUCUGGUUCUCAAAGCCACACUAUUGUGUUUGUACUUAACCCUAAUCCUACUGUGUCCAGGCUUUAUUUUUUUUUUUUUUUAGUAUCUUCUGACCUUUUCAGAGAAAAUACAGAUUCUUGGAAGAAUGUGCAUGGGGCUAGACCUGUCUUCUAAGGACAGCACUGAAGUCCAGAGCCAUAGAAGGGCCUCAAAUACCCAUUCUGGGUGCCCAGGGUAGAUCUUCCCAAGCCCAGGCUUUCAUGGAAGAAUGAAAGCAGAGGCUGAGCAGGUGAGAGGAGGCUCGCACUGGCUGUAGAGGGGUAAAGGAAUAGCUAACCCUUUUCUGGGAUUCAUUUGCUAGCUCUCCUUCCUCCCCUGAAGCUUCAUUUUUUUCUACUGUAGUUUUUCUGCUGCAGUUUUUCUAUUGUACAAGACCCUUCCCUUCUCAGUGAGAACAUUCAGAUUAUGGAAAGUGUAGAGCAGAUUAAAGUUGAUAUUCUCCUAAACAAGGGGCAGAAAGAGAUAACCCUUAAUCAUCCACAGGAAAGAUACAUGAGCAAAAGCAAGAGACAGGAAGAUUAAAAAAAAAAAAAAAAAAGGAAUCUUGCUAAGAAGCUGAGACAGAGAAAGACAAAAAGGAUGAGUGAAACAGACACCCAUAGGCUGAGGGACAGACAGAGAGAAGGAUUAAUUGCAUAGAGGAGACAGAGGCAAAGAGAGAUUGAAGACAAGAGAGAAAGAGAAGCCUUGGCAGAAAUAUUGAGAAAGCCCACCUUAGAUGCUGAGAGGAACCAAAAUCAUAGAAUUGGUGAAAUGGUCCUAAACAAAGAGGACAAGAAAAAUAGAAAUAAAGGCUGACAGGAAGAGUCCCCAAGGGUGGAAGGCACAGAUAGUUUGGACAGUGAAAUAGUGAGAGUGAGUGACAAGAAGGAACAACCAGGCUCAGGAGAGAUGGAGGUAAGAGUGGCAGACAGAGAGAUUAGCAGAGCGGGGGAAGAGAGAGGUGGAAACAGAGCCGAGGGGGGAUUAGCCAGGGGAGCUGAGGAGCAGAAGAGCAGAAAGUGGAGGAGGCAGUCAGCAGAGAUUCACCUACAGAAACGAGAAGCAGGAAAUAUGUCGAGUUGGAGGCAGGCAGAGGGACAAAGGACAAACAGCUACAGUGCAGAACACAAAGACAAAGCCUGACAGUAACUGAUAGGCAGAGGCUGGUAGGAAGAUGAGAAAAGUCAGAGUCAGGGAUGUAAAUUGAGAUAGAAGAAUAGGCGGAGAGACU
Messenger RNA from Cynocephalus volans (Philippine flying lemur), 2643 nucleotides. RefSeq names its product TLC domain containing 2 (gene TLCD2). Gene Ontology annotation, biological process: plasma membrane organization; phospholipid homeostasis; membrane assembly. The transcript has 4 exons. The record is from RefSeq and is a predicted model, not a curated record. Gene Ontology annotation, cellular component: plasma membrane. Lineage: Eukaryota; Metazoa; Chordata; Mammalia; Dermoptera; Cynocephalidae. The coding region runs from base 32 to 826 and encodes 264 amino acids.